AUGGCUUCUUGGGAUCAUGAACACGCUGCGGAUGAAGAUCCCAUCACAUGUGUCCAACCUCUGCCUUAUGUGUGUGAGGACUCAGUCCAGGCGCAGAAAUCAAAAAGCCUCCCUACGCUCAAUGAAAGACAAGUUUUGGAGACAGAAGGGCCUGAAAAUACCACACAAGAAGAUAAAACAUUCGUCUCAGCAGCGGAUGGCAGCUCCGUCUCCAGGACUGAAGAGUCUCCGAACUCCUCCAACGGGGACGCGGCCGGUGUGGCAGGGAGGAGCCGCCGUAUUGCAGCCUUGUUCCUCUCACUGUUGGCCCGCAUGUCCCUCAGGCGCUACUUGCGCGUGUUGUUUUCGGACUCGCGUUGCUUCUUGUUUUACAUGUGUUACCUCACGUUCAUUCAGUCGCUCAUGGUGUCCGGCUACCUCAGCAGCGUCAUCACCACUAUAGAAAAGCGCUACAGUCUGCGUAGUUCAGAAUCUGGUCUGCUGGUCAGCUGUUUUGACAUAGGAAGUCUCCUCAUUGUCGUCUUCAUCAGCUACUUUGGUGGACGGGGACGGAGGCCACGCUGGCUUGCCAUAGGGGGAAUGGUCAUUGCUGUGGGUGCUGCACUCUUUUCUUUCCCUCACUUCAUCUCUCCACCUUAUCAGCUGGAGCAGCUGAACACUACACGACGGGGGGAGGGGCUCUGCACCAUUAUCAAUAGCAGCAGGAGAGAGGGGCCAGAGGCAUGUCCACGAGACCAGGAAGACAGUGAGCAUGCUCUGUAUGUGGCACUGUUUAUUUGUGCUCAGAUUCUGAUUGGCAUGGGGUCCACACCCAUCUACACUCUUGGACCCACCUACUUGGAUGAUAAUGUGAAAAAGGAGAAUGCAUCUCUUUACUUGGCAAUCAUGUAUGUAAUGGGAGCUCUAGGUCCAGCUGCUGGGUACCUGCUGGGUGGAGUUCUGAUUGGGUUUUAUGUGGACCCAAAUACUACUGUGAACAUUGACCAGAAUGACCCACGUUUUGUAGGAAACUGGUGGAGUGGGUUUCUUUUCUGUGCUGUGGCCAUGCUGCUAGUGAUAUUCCCCAUGUUUGCCUUUCCAAAGAAGCUUCCCCCACGCCACAAGAAGAGCAGCAGGAAGAAAAAGUGUGUGGGGGACCUGCCAAGUGAUGAUGAGAUGAUGAAGGAGAAAAGCCAAGCUGUCUCUUCUUCCAUUGGCUUUGGAAAAGAUAUAAAAGAUUUGCCCAAGGCAGCCCUGCGAAUCUUGAGCAACGUGACAUUUUUGUUUGUGAGUUUGUCAUACACAGCAGAGUGUGCCAUAGUUACAGCCUUCAUCACUUUCAUCCCUAAGUUCAUUGAGUCUCAAUUUGGGGUUCCAGCAUCCAGUGCCAGUAUCUACACAGGCUUGGUAAUUGUCCCAAGUGCUGGUGUUGGGAUAGUGCUGGGAGGUUAUAUUAUUAAGAAGCUAAAGUUGGGAGCAAGAGAGUCAGCCAAACUGGCCAUGAUCUGUAGUGGAGUGUCUCUGCUCUGUUUCUCCACACUCUUCAUUGUUGGCUGUGAGAGCAUUAAUCUAGGAGGAAUCAAUAUACCCUACACAACUGGGCCCACAUUGACUCUGUCCCAUCGGAACCUAACGGGGGGCUGUAAUGUUAACUGUGGUUGCCGGAUCCAUGAGUAUGCUCCUGUGUGUGGUUCUGAUGGAAUCACAUACUUUAACCCCUGUCUUGCUGGCUGCACUGGGGUCUCCAAUGACAGCUCAGGAAUCAGGAAUUAUUCAGACUGUGCUUGUGUACAAAGCAGACAGGUGAUCACUCCAUCUGGAGGGAAUCAUGAGUUGCAAGUGGUCAUCGUGAAGACAUAUCUGAAUGAGAAUGGCUAUGCUCUUGCCGGCAAGUGUGAGCGCACCUGUGGAACGCUGAUAACCUUCCUCAUCUUUCUCUUCAUUGUCACCCUUAUAACUGCCUGUGCACAGCCUUCUGCCAUCAUAGUCACCCUGAGGUCUGUGGAAGAGCAGGAGAGACCAUUUGCUUUGGGAAUGCAGUUUGUUCUUCUUAGAACUCUUGCCUAUAUCCCUACUCCAAUAUAUUUCGGUGCAGUGAUUGACACCACCUGUAUGCUCUGGCAGCAGGACUGUGGUGUUCAUGGAUCCUGUUGGGAGUAUGAUGUGACGUCCCUUCGGUUUGUUUACUUUGGCUUGGCAGCCAGCCUCAAGUUUCUGGGUUUCUUCUUCAUCUUCCUCACAUGGUUUUCACUGAAACGGCGUGAUGAGCAGGCACAUAUGCAUGCACACCCUGUAUCUCCACUGGACACAGUGAGCCAGUUGAUGUGCCAUGCAGGGUGGCAAAAAGGUCAUGCUCGCACUCGCUCCUGCCCUGUCUUCCUGCCCCGCCCCCCUGAACACUGCCAUACUGCUGCAAUGGCAACUGGACAUGCCCUAAGCCGUGGCAGUAGUUGCCCCAGCAAUGGCCUGAAAGCAAUAACCUUGCCCAUCAGGUCUCUGGAGAGAGUGGUGAUAUGAGAGAUUAUUGCACACACGC
Molecule: messenger RNA, 2515 nt
Organism: Neoarius graeffei (lesser salmon catfish)
Lineage: Eukaryota; Metazoa; Chordata; Actinopteri; Siluriformes; Ariidae
Product: solute carrier organic anion transporter family member 5A1-like
Exons: 10
Coding region: 1-2496 (831 amino acids)
Biological process (GO): sodium-independent organic anion transport; transmembrane transport
Cellular component (GO): membrane
Molecular function (GO): protein binding
Source: RefSeq, a predicted model, not a curated record